AUGGUCGGCAAAGCUGCUGCAACGGGCCUGGCCCUCAUCUCGGUGGCCUCGGCCGCAAAGCAGUGCCUCAACCAGACGGUUCCGGUCGACAUCGAGUCCCGCAAUGCCGUCUUCGACACCAACACGAUCCCUCACAGCAACAUCGACGUCACGUGGUUCAUCCAGAACAUGACCCGUCAAGGGCACAACUUCACUGACGAGGCCCUGACCGGAUACAACACCAUCAGAGGGACCUACAAUCUCAGCACGCAGUACUGCUGGGACGACCAGACCACCUCGGACAAGCCAACUUUGCAGAUCCUGACCCACGGCAUUGGCUUUGACAAGACCUACUGGGACCUUUCUUUCCACGACUUCAAUUACUCUUACGUCAAUGCCGCGCUAGAUGCUGGCUUCGCCACCCUCAGCUACGACCGACUGGGCAUUGGCCAGUCGCAGCAUGGCGACCCGCUCAACGAAAUCCAGACCAACAUUGAGGUUGCCGCCCUGCGCGCCCUGACCGAGCAGGUGCGAAACGGCAGCUUCCCGAACGUCAACACAACCUACGACAGCGUCGUGCACGUCGGCCAUUCGUACGGCAGCAUCCAGUCGUACAUCUUGGCCGCCCGCUACCCCAGUCUUACCAAUGGUCUCGUCCUGACCGGCUUCGCCCUCAACUCAAGCUUCAACGCCUUCUUCCUCGCCGGCGGCAAUUUCCAGCAGGCUUCCAUCAACGCGCCCCUGCGCUUCGGCUCCCCCAGCCUUGCCGCCACGGUCGAGGACUUCCUGUUUGAAUCCAGCCCGCUGUACGACUGGGUAUCGCCCAUCGAUUUGACCGCCCUGCCGGCACCGCAAGACCUGCCCGACGGAUACAUCACUCCUGCGAACUCGGGCGCCAAUCAGUACCAAUUCUUGCUGCCGCCCUUCUUCGACGUCGACAUUCUGGCCCUUGCCGAGAGAACCAAGCAGCCAGUGGCCGUAGGCGAGCUCCUGACCCUCGCAAGCGCCCCGGCCCAGAAUAACUUUGAUGGCCCAGUGCUCGUCUUCACGGGUGACGCCGAUCUUCCCUUCUGCGGAGGAGACUGCCUAGAGACGGGCGGCGCCGCCCCGUCCAUCCCCGCCCAGGUCCAGCGGUCCUUCCCCAACGUCGCGUCAGAGGACUUCUUAGCCUACAUCCAGCCGAACACUGGGCAUGGUCUGACAACGCAUUACAACGCGACUGCCGGCUACCAUGUCAUUUCCGAUUGGCUGCGUGAUCACGGCUUCUAA
Lasiodiplodia theobromae is the source of this 1248-nucleotide messenger RNA. Its product is annotated as Alpha beta-hydrolase. The transcript has 3 exons. The record is from RefSeq and is a predicted model, not a curated record. Lineage: Eukaryota; Fungi; Ascomycota; Dothideomycetes; Botryosphaeriales; Botryosphaeriaceae. The coding region runs from base 1 to 1248 and encodes 415 amino acids.